This is a messenger RNA of Cladophialophora psammophila CBS 110553, 186 nucleotides long. RefSeq lists its product as uncharacterized. Bases 1 to 186 code for a protein of 61 amino acids. Lineage: Eukaryota; Fungi; Ascomycota; Eurotiomycetes; Chaetothyriales; Herpotrichiellaceae. The transcript has a single exon. The record is from RefSeq and is a predicted model, not a curated record.
AUGGAGCUGCGGCUCAUUCUCGGCUAUUUCCUGUGGCACUUUGAGGUCGAGUGCGUGGACGGGGCCCCCCUCUGGAAUCCAGCCGACGAAUACGCCGGCCUUCGCGCGUAUAACACUUGGGAAAAGAGCCCGCUGAUGGUCUAUCUGCGUGAUAUCAGAAAAUCAAACAUAGAAAACGUUGAAUAA